Molecule: messenger RNA, 5475 nt
Organism: Polypterus senegalus (gray bichir)
Lineage: Eukaryota; Metazoa; Chordata; Cladistia; Polypteriformes; Polypteridae
Gene: st3gal4
Product: ST3 beta-galactoside alpha-2,3-sialyltransferase 4
Exons: 12
Coding region: 361-1380 (339 amino acids)
Biological process (GO): glycolipid biosynthetic process
Molecular function (GO): sialyltransferase activity
Source: RefSeq, a predicted model, not a curated record
GAUGCCUCGCAGGAUUGCUUUAGGCUGGUUUAUGACAGCGAGCUGGUUGAUCUCGGUGUGGCUCCAUCUCCAAGAGACGAAGACUGGCGCUUUGUGAAAGCUCCGAGUGUCGGAUGCACCGAUCCGAUUCCGCUUUUUCGGCGACGGAAUACUGAUCACAGACGGGCGAAUGUACACUCGCUCUUUCUUCGUACGGACCGCAAACGAGUGGAAGAGGCUUGGAAUAACCUGUUUGCUGUUUACCAAGACAUUUUGAACACAUGGACCAACCUGUAUAUGGCUUUGUUAAUUUUGCUUUGGACCUUCAAGAUGCUAGGGUAACUUCACCCAGGAUGCAGAAAUGAAUGUCAGAAGGCGAAGAUGAAUUUGAAGCUUUUAAAAAAACUUGUGUGGUGUUCACUGCUUGUCCUGCCGAUACUGAUGUUACUUGUCGGCUUUUACAAUCAGGAUAAAUUCUUAAUGAGAAACAGUAACCGAAUCACAACAUUGAAACCAGCGUGUGAAGCAAAUUAUUCUACAAAGAAGUGGAAUGCACAUAAUUCCAAUUUUACAAGGAAAACAAAACUCUUCUUGUCACUAACUGAUUUUUUCUGGAAGAAUUUCAACUCCACAAUGGCCUUGCCAUAUGGUUUAAAAGGAACUGAACAACUAAUGAUGAAAAUUCUAGCACAUAUUCCUUACUCUGAACCUCCUCGACACAUUCAGAGUUUGAACUGCCGCACCUGUGCUGUGGUCGGAAAUGGGUACACUCUGAAAAACAGCUCACUGGGAAGCAUCAUCAACAAACAUGAUAUUGUAAUUAGGUUGAAUGAUGCCCCUGUAAGGGGAUAUGAAGAUGAUGUCGGAAAUAAAACAACCAUGAGGUUGUUCUAUCCUGAAUCAGCAUCCACCAAUCCAGAGGAACACAAUACUCCUGACACAUUAAUGGUGCUGGUGCCCUUUAAGUUUAAUGACCUGAGGUGGAUUAAGGAGAUUAUUUUAGAUGAAAAAAGGAACCUAAAAGGGUUCUGGAGAAGCCCACCCCAGAUCUGGCAAGGUGACCUGAAUCAGAUCCGCAUACUUCAUCCUUAUUUCCUCUAUGAGACUGCAACCAAGCUGCUAAAUAUUCCUACCAAUUUCCCACCAAAGAGCAAACAGAAACCAGUUCAUCCAACAACAGGGAUUUUGGCCAUCCAGAUGGCUCUCCAUUACUGUGAUGUUGUUAACGUAGCAGGGUUUGGUUACCCAAAAACUACUGAUUUUGAUCAUCCGGUACACUAUUACGGUAGCAAUAAAAUGAAAUCCAUGAAGGAUUCCUCUCAUGACCUCAGUGCGGAGUCAAGAGCGCUGAAGACAUUGAUGGAGGCAGGUGCCAUUCAGUUGCUGAGACAGCCUUCUUGACACUGGAAAACUAAUGGACAAAAUUAAGGAAACACUAAAAACAUAAGUUGGACUAUACCUUUUUGUGGGAUUUGUACAAGCACUUCUCUUAAAUACUUCUCUGUUUAAUAUCUUUAAUACUUGAGGUUCAGCCCACUCUUUUCUAACUUGGACUGGGAGAGAGUUCACUGGGUAGAGGCAUCCAGUUUGCUACCUGGAAGUCACUUCAGUUUCAAGCAAGUGUUUAUACUUCUUUCAGAUUUAAUGUAGAUAUAUGCAAAUAUGAAAUCUACUACAAUCCAUUAUAGAAAGUCUAUAAAAAGUAUUGACCCCUCCUUGGAGUUUUUCAUGUUUUAUAACAGUAAAUAACAGUGUAUUUAAUAUGACUUUUUGACACUGAUCAUCAGAAAAAUACUCUUAUAUUUCAAAGUGAAAGAAAUGAUUACAAAUCAGUCUAAAUUUAUUGUAUUUAAUACAAAAUAAUUGAUUGCCUGAGUAUUUGUGCCCUUCGAUCGAUAUUUGUCGAUGGCAGCCAUGACAGCCUUGAGUCUGUGAGCUUUGGUUUCUUCCUGUUAGCUUUGCACAUCUAAACUCUGUCAUUUUUCCCCAUUCUUCUUUGCAAAACUGCUCAAGCUCAAUCAGGUCGCAUGGAGAACCCGAGUGAACAGUUCUUUUUUCCAAGUCCAGUUACACAUUCUCAAUUGAAUUGAGAUCUGGACUCAAAUCUGGGCCACUCCAGGACAUUAAUGUUAUUUUUAAGCCAUUCCUGAGUAGUUUUGCCUUUAUUUUUGGGGCCGUUGUCUUAACUCUCUUGCAGAAUGCAUCAGGUUUGCAGACUUUUUUACUCACUACCCUCACAAUUCCUACAGCUCUAUCAGCUGUUGCACAUCUGCUGUUGCAAUUAAAUGAGCAACUAUUUUCAAGUCAAACCAUACAUUUUCAGCUGGACUGAGGUCACAACUCCGAUUGACCACUAGGACAUUAAUGUUGUUAUUUAAGACUUUCCUGUGUAUCUUUUGCUCUAUGAAUUGGGUUGUUGUCUUGCUGGAAGAUAAAUCACAGAUCUAUUGCAGAGUUCAUUAGGUUUUCCUCAAAGAUUUCCCUGUAUUUAGUUGCACUCUCUUUACCCUCUCCCUUCAUAAUCUUUCCAGGGCCUGCUGCAGAGAAACGUCCCCACAGUAUGAUACUGCCACCACCAUGCUUGACAGUUCAGAUGGUGUGUUUCUGAGCUAUGUGGUGUUUGGCUUUACCCAAAUGUAGCAUUUAUUGUGUUGGCCAAAAUGCUGAGUUUUGGUCUCAUUAAAUCACAGAAUUUUCUUCCUGCUGACUUUAGACUCUGCCAUGUACCUUCUGGCAAACUCUUAAGAUGUCACGUGCAUUCUUUCAACAGUGGCUUCCUUUUUUGCCACUCUCCCAUAAAGCUGCAGUUGGUGACGCUCACGGACAAGAGUUACUGCCUGCAUAAUCUCCCCAACUGACCUAACUGAACUCCGAGGAGUGUUGAAUGACUUGCACAUUGUGUUAGAUCCAUGCCGUGACUGUCGUUUUCAAUAAUCUUGUUACGGAGUUGCCUUUUUGCACUAGUUGUUAUUAGGGCAGUGGCUUGGCAGCAGGUGGACCUUCCAGAUAUCAGUGUAGCAGAGUAACAGAACUUGAAACAUUGUGACUACAGACAUUGAACUAAUUCUGGUUUGCCUUCAUGAGUCUUUUCGUGUUAAUCAGUGUCAUAAAAGCCAGAUUAAAUGCUCUGUGAUUCAAUGUUGUAAAACAAUUAAACAUAAAAACGUCCAAAGGAGGAUGAAUGUUUUAAUAGGCAUAUAUUAAAUGCAUUGUUCUAUGGAGAACUGGUGAUUUUUAGUCACUUACAAAUUAACUAAUGGAAUAACAAGCUUAUUCCAUAAUUGUAUUUUUAAAUGAUUAAUAUAUUGCUUUUCAAUAUUUUCUUUUUAGUUUUAAGCUUAUUUGUAUUGUUUGGGUGUAAAUUGAAAUGAUUGAGUACUGUUCAGUAUCCAGUAUGGGUCCAUUUCAGCACAGCAAAAUGUGUUGUUGGAUUUAAAUUAUAUAAAAGUAUAAGUAGAUGUUUUUGGACUGUGCACACAUAUUCAAGAUGUGAAUUUCAGGAAAGAAAGAGGUAGGAGGCGUUUGCUUCUUUAUAGGCUCAACACGUGCAGCCUACUUAAUAAAUUACAUGCUACUAAAAAAAAAAAUCCAAGUGCCCAGUGCUACUGUAUUUUACUUAGCGUCACUUACAAGGUUACGAGUUUCUGGAAGUUCAGCCUCUUUUUGAGUUUUGAACACUGGUAUUACCUUAAUACCACGAUUAAAUUCACAGUAACAGAUUAAAAAAUAUGCAGUAUAUCAUUUGUACAACAUUUGUGUGGCAUUACAUAAAGGUAUACUGUUUAUUAUAGAAUAUGUUGUACAAUAGUAUUAGAAGGAAGAAAUAGUUGUUUACAUGACACCAUUCUCUGUAUUACAAUUGUAUUAAGAAGAAUGUGACCCUGAAAGAUUAAAAUCAAUAUCCUUUUACAUUUUUUUUUUAAACUUGUGUGUUCCCCUUGUCACUUUAUACAGUACAGGCAGCAUCAUUAGUUCUUCAUAGAGAUUGUGGAAGAAUAUAUGUUGAAAGGCAGAUAAUCAUUAUGUAAAUUAUGAGGCUGUAAAAUGAAUUUUAAUUUAAAGUAUGACUUCAUUUUUUUUCAUAUUCAUGCCAGUACCGUUUGUUGUAAUGUAUACUUUAUUGUGUAUGUGGUGUACAACUGUUGAUAUAAAUCACCUAUAUAUCAUUAAUUGCAUGGUGUCCCAAAAGCUGUGCAUUGCAAAGGGAAAAACGAUAAGCUUUGCCAUGUUUUUCCUUUUUGCACCUGAAGAAAAUGUUGACAUGAAAUUUGUUUGGAAAGAAUUAGACAUUAGAUCUGCUCCAGAAAAAUGAUUCCUUUUUUUUUGUAUUUUAUCUGUAAUGCACAGCUUUUGAAGAACCCUGUAUAGUAUAUAUUUUGAAUUGUGCAUCCAAUUAGAUUUACUUCACUCUUAAAAUUGUAUUUGAUGUCUAUAAUGCACACAAAUUCACAUUUGCAGAUAAAUACAUGGGCACGCCUAUAUGUUUGUGUGGUCUACUGUAUUUAUGUAUAUACAGAAGUAUCUAAAUCUAUAGUACACAUACUUUGAAUGUAUAUAUAAAAUACACUACAUUUAUAUAUAAACAUAAAUUCAUUGGGCUCGGAAUGUAUUCCGACUCCUUCACUUUUUUUCACAUUUUGCUAUAUCGCUGCCUCAACUCAAUUACAAUCAUAUUUGAAAAUUAUUUUUGCUUAUGUCAAGGACACUCAACCCAAAAUGACAAACUGCAAAAUCAAAAAAGGAUUUUAGGAAUUGUUGCAAAUUUAUUAAAAUUAAAUAUCUAAAAUUUCUCAUUGCAGAAGUAUUCAGACCCUUUCCUCAGCACUUAGUUGAUGCCCCUUUGACAGCGAAUAAAAUUUGGAGUCUUCUUGGUUAUAACACAACAACUUUCUCACACUUGGAUUUGGGAAUUUUGUAUCAUUCUUCUCUGUUGAUCCUCUCAUGCUCUGUCUGGUUGGAAGGAGACCUUCAGUGGACAGCUAUUUUUGUUCUCUCAGGAGAUUUUCGAUUGGGUUCAUUCCAAGAAUUAUCCCAAAGCUAUUCCUGUGUUGUUUAGGCUUUGUGCUUAGGGUUAUCAUCCUGUUGGAAAGUGACCUUUCAGCUCAGUCCGAGGUCCAGUGCACUCUGAAGAAGGUUUUCAUUAAGAAUAUGUAUGUCCUUUGCUCCUUUCAGAUUUCCCUCAAACCCAACUCGUUUUUCAGUUCCUGCUGCUGGAAAACAAUUCCACACUAUGAUGCUGCCACCGUCAUACUUCACUGUUGGAAUCAUUUUGCACACAUGAUGACAGUGCCUGUUUUCCUUCAGAAGUGACAUUUGGAAUUGAGGCUAAACUGUUGAAUCUUGGUUUUAUGAGACCAGAAAGACUUUUUGUCACAGUAUGAGAGUCCUUUAGUUUCCUUUUCACAAACUACAGCCGCGCUUUCAGCCAUCCAUCCAUUUUCCAACCCGCUGAAUCCGAACACAGGGUCAUGGGGGUCUGCUGGAGCUAAUCCCAGC